UUUCAAACCCCACGCAUUUGCUUUAUCCGGUCUCGGCCUUCACAUUCUAUCCACGGUCGUCUCCCCGAGCAGCUCUUUCCAUGGCGGAGUCAGUUCUCGAGCAGUUGAGGAAUGGAACUGCUCGGUUCGAGCUCGCCUCCUCCCCCGUGCUUUCAAUUUCAACUUCCAAUUCUCAGUCGCACCAAAGGGCGGCGUUCGGGGACCACAGCCACCGGUUCUUCGCUAGAAUCGGACCGCCACUAGGCAGAGGAUCGUCGGCGAUGAAGAAAGUUGAACGCUUUUCGGUUCAGAAUGUUACCGGCGACGGGCGCUGUCUAUUUCGUGCUCUGGUGAAAGGAAUGGCGUUGAAUAAAGGGGUUCCUCUUAGCCCAAGGCAAGAGAAAGAUGAUGCAGACGAGCUACGGAUGGCUGUGAAAGAGGUUAUAUGCGAAGAUGACGAAGAGCGCCUUAAGUAUGAACCUGCUCUGGUGGCAAUCACUGUUGACGAGUCCUUAAAACGUUACUGCCAGCGCAUCAAUAGACCUGAUUUCUGGGGAGGAGAGUCUGAGCUGCUGGUGCUGUCAAAGUUGUGUGGGCAGCCAAUCACUGUUUACAUACCAGAGCAUGAGCAUACAAAUGGUGGACGGGGUUCUGGUUUCAUUCCGAUUGCAGAAUAUGGAAGCGAGUUUACAAAAGGUUCUAGAAACAAAAAGCCCAGAAAGGUUGUGAGGCUCCUCUACAGUGGCAGGAACCAUUAUGAUCUGCUUGUAUGAUGGAUGGAGAGAGAGAGAGAGAGUGAGAUGCAUUUGUUGUUGCAUCUUCAACUGUAGCAAGAAAGAUUUCGAACUGAAUAGAAUGAUAGUAUUUUUUUUGUUUUAUUAGCCUUUGUUUUUCUUUCUUUGAUACAAUCAUACCGACUCUACUUAAUGGGAUAGAGCUUUGUUCUUGUUA
Molecule: messenger RNA, 930 nt
Organism: Malus domestica (apple)
Lineage: Eukaryota; Viridiplantae; Streptophyta; Magnoliopsida; Rosales; Rosaceae
Product: OVARIAN TUMOR DOMAIN-containing deubiquitinating enzyme 3
Biological process (GO): endoplasmic reticulum unfolded protein response; protein deubiquitination
Cellular component (GO): nucleus; cytosol
Molecular function (GO): cysteine-type deubiquitinase activity
Source: RefSeq, a predicted model, not a curated record